Molecule: messenger RNA, 1809 nt
Organism: Neogale vison (American mink)
Lineage: Eukaryota; Metazoa; Chordata; Mammalia; Carnivora; Mustelidae
Gene: CCDC185
Product: coiled-coil domain containing 185
Exons: 1
Coding region: 1-1809 (602 amino acids)
Source: RefSeq, a predicted model, not a curated record
AUGGAGGGCUUGGGCCGCUUCUCCCCGCGCUGCGUCCUGGCCACGGGCGGGAAGCGCACGUCGGCUGCGCGGCUGCGUGGGCCCGGAGCUGGUACUGAGCCGUGCUUGGGCUCGGGGGCCACGACCCCGGGCGAGGUGAACGAGGUCGCGGCGCCCUGGCCCUACCCGCGCUGCGCACCCAUCGCGGGGCCUCGCCGGCGCCGGUGCUCCCACUCGCCAAGGGAAAGCCGCAGCCUGACCGACGUGGCCACGAGGCCCCCAGACCGCACCAGGAGGCCCAAGCCCCGAGGCCGGCACCUAGAGGACGCCUGGGGCGAGCCAGGGCCCAAGCCUCACCCCAGAGGCGGCGCGCACAGCCCAGCCUGGCGGCGGCAGCCCCACCACCACAGCCCUCCAGCCCAGGGAGACUCACCCUCGCCUUACCCCGAGGGAGCAUACACCCCCCUGAGCGGGAUCUUUGGGGUGGAGAAGGCGCAGAGCGGAGACCAGUGGGCGGUGCCGCUGUGCAGGGGUCCAGGUCACUGGUCCCUGUCCUCGGCUCCCUCAGAGAAGUCUUCCGUGCCAUCUCAAGAAUUCAGGGCGCAGUCGGCGUGCGUGUGCGCCCAUAAGAGGGACAGCAGUGAUCUGCUGGAGUCGUUAGCCAGCCAACUCUCCCAGCCUUCAGUGUCCAGCAAAGAGAUUCAGAGCCCGCACGCCCAGAUGCUCAAGAGCAAGCUGGAGGAGGCGGUCAUGUCCUCCAGGGACCAGAAGAUCGUGGCCCUAGUGCUGACCCGGCUCCAGAAGGCCCAGAGGAUGCGGGAGCUGCAGCAGCAGGCGGCCGUGGCCUGGGAGGAGCUGAAGCGCUCCGACCAGAAGGUGCAGAUAACCUUGGAGAGGGAGCGCAAGCUGCUUCUGCAGGAGAGCCAGGAGCAGUGGCGGCAAAAGGAGCAGCGUGUCCGACGGCGGGACGGCAAAACCAGGAGGGCUCCCCGGUCUGCAGAGCAUGCGGGCAGGGCGCUGCGGGAGAAACCGGAGCGAGCCCGGGCGGUGGCCGAGCCAGAGCCUACGCCCCGGAGGAGGACCCGAGAGCUGCUCUUGCAGGAGCCGGAGAGGAUGGUGCAGGGCCUGCGAGAGCAGGACUGCCCGAAGCUGCAGGAGAAGCUGGAGCAGGGCUCUCACCGGAAGAACCUGCCCACCGCGGAGCCCCAGAAAAAGGUCCAGGAGACCAACCUCAGUUCCCUCGUCAACUACCAGGCCCGGAAGGUCCUGCUGGACUGCCAGGCCAAGGCUGAGGAGCUCCUGAGGAAGCUGUCCCUGGAGCAGAGCUCCCAGCGGCCCCACGAGAUCCCGCAGGGCGGGCUGCACGAGCGCCCGAGGGAGCUGAGGGACAGGGCGCAGAAGCCGGAGGAGCGGCUGCAGCAGGUGCGGCGGCGCGCGCAGGCCGCGGAGGAGCAGACGUGCGCGCACAAGCGGCUGCUGGCGGAGCUGGCGGAGCAGAAGGGGCAGCAGGCCAGGAGCAACCUCCAGAGGGACAUCAGGGACAAGGUGCAGCACAUCCACGAGCUGAGCGUCCUGCGAGAGAAGAAUCAUCACAUCCUGAAGCUGAAAGCCGAGAAGGAGGAGAAGUGCCACAUCGCUGGCAUCAAGGAGGCCAUCCGGAAAAAGGAGCAGAGGAUGGAGCAGAUCUCCCGGGAAAAAGACGCCACCUUCGAGGAGUUCCAGAAGAUCUCCAGGGCCUCCAGAAGAGACCACGCCCACGCGCUGGCCAGCAGCUUCCUGGACCGGAGGGCGCGCGAGACCCAGCGCGGGGCCGGGACACCGGGCUGCUGA